This is a messenger RNA of Baudoinia panamericana UAMH 10762, 1028 nucleotides long. RefSeq lists its product as uncharacterized. Gene Ontology annotation, molecular function: GTPase activity; GTP binding. The record is from RefSeq and is a predicted model, not a curated record. NCBI's taxonomy places the organism in Eukaryota, Fungi, Ascomycota, Dothideomycetes, Mycosphaerellales, Teratosphaeriaceae. The transcript is spliced from 3 exons. The coding region runs from base 205 to 843 and encodes 212 amino acids. Gene Ontology annotation, biological process: exocytosis. Gene Ontology annotation, cellular component: recycling endosome.
AUAUCUGCAGGUAGCGGCGACUGAGGUGUCGCGAACGAGGAACGCAUCACGUGCUUCAAUGAGGGGCUAGUCCUUUUGACUUCGCAGGGUCUCCGUCAGGGCAAGGCAGGGCAGCACCAACUCCAUCAAACUGGAGCGCGCAAGCAGACACGACGCUUCCACUGCGCACUAGUAGACUAUUGUCGCCAAUCCACACAGCUCGACAUGGCGAACGAUGAGUACGACUACCUGUUCAAGGUUGUUCUGAUAGGCGACAGCGGUGUCGGCAAAUCCAACCUACUCUCUAGAUUCACCCGCAAUGAGUUCAACCUCGACAGCAAGUCCACGAUCGGCGUAGAGUUCGCCACCCGCAGCAUUCAAGUCGACACCAAAACCAUCAAGGCGCAGAUCUGGGAUACGGCAGGUCAAGAGCGCUACCGCGCCAUUACUUCAGCAUACUACCGCGGCGCUGUGGGCGCACUGCUCGUCUACGACAUCUCAAAGCACCAGACGUACGAGAACGUGACGAGGUGGUUGAAGGAGCUGCGCGAUCAUGCGGACAACAACAUCGUGAUUAUGUUGGUGGGCAACAAGAGUGAUUUGAGGCAUUUGCGGGCGGUGCCGACGGAGGAGGCGAAGGAGUUCGCGAGUCAGAAUGGCUUGUCGUUCAUUGAGACGUCGGCGUUGGAUGCGAGCAAUGUUGAGCUGGCAUUCCAGAAUGAGUUGACAGAGAUCUACCGAAUCGUGUCCUCAAAGGCAAUUGAGCAGGGCGAGCCAUCGCAAGGCCCAGGCCAAGGCACCUCUAUUCCACUUGGACCGUCUCACCCACCCGGCGACGCUUCAAAGAAGGGGCAGUGCUGUUAGUAGGAAUCAGCGCUAAGCCUCCGAAGAGCAGAAGCGAAUUUGGAGACAGGGGCUAUUGAGCGCUUCGAGAUAGGCACGCAGUCAUACAACCUUGCACGGCGCGCAGGCAGCGGGCGUUGAGGCGCCCAUGGAUUGCACGAUCAUGCUGCAGAUGCGGGAUAUCAUGAAGAACUCUUUUUACAUGC